CGGCACGUCUACGUCAGGCGGAUCAGCUGUUUACGUAUUUGACAAAAGUUUUCUGACGUGGUUUUUCCAUAAGCAAAUGAAAUAUUUUCGGUCCAAGUUUUGAAUAAAAAUUUAAAGGAAAACUUCUCUAGUUAUUGUAACUCUGAAGCCGAUAUAGGCAUUUUACCAAUCAAAAAAAAAUUAAAAAUGAGGCUCCCUCUAAUACUACUACCAACAAUCCUGUUUACCCUGGCCGGUCUCAGUAAUGUCCAAAGUUUAGCGGUAAUGUCCGUGGAUUUUGGUUCAGAAUGGAUGAAAGUGGGCAUAGUUUCUCCAGGCGUUCCAAUGGAAAUAGCCCUAAACAAAGAAUCCAAAAGGAAAACCCCAGCUGUCAUCAGCUUCAGAGACAACGUACGAUUAUUCGGCGAAGACGCCCAAACCAUAGGGCUCCGAUUCCCGAAACAAGCCUAUAGCUACUUGCUGGAUUUGCUGGGCAAAAGCAUAGACCAUCCUUUGGUGCAACUAUACCAAAAACGCUUUCCCUACUACGAAAUUUUGCCCGACCAAGAACGGGGUACUAUAGUUUUCAAGCAGGACGAAAACACGUUUUUCACUCCGGAGGAGUUGAUCGCUCAGUUUUUGGCCAAGGCCAAGGAGUUUGCUGAAGUUGGAGCUCAGCAGAAGAUUAAGGAAUGUGUAUUGACUGUGCCUGGGUUUUUCAAUCAAGUUGAAAGGAAGGCUAUUUUGCAAGCGGCUGAGUUAGCUGGGCUUAAAGUUUUGCAGUUGAUGAACGAUUAUACUGCUGUUGCGUUGAAUUAUGGCAUCUUCCGAACCAAAACCUUCAACGAAACCGCCCAAUACGUCAUGUUUUACGACAUGGGCGCUUCUUCGACAACCGCCACCCUUGUAAGCUACCAAAACAUCAAAACCAAAGAGCGAGGUUUUGUAGAAACCCACCCCCAAGUGUCAGUUUUGGGAGUCGGUUAUGAUAGAACAUUGGGAGGGCUGGAGCUCCAACUAAGACUCAGAGACUAUUUGGCCAAGAAGUUUAACGAAAUGAAAAAGACUCAAAAUGAUGUUUUUGAGAAUCCUAGAGCUUUGGCUAAGUUGUUCAAAGAAGCUGGACGAUUGAAAAACGUUCUGUCAGCUAAUUUGGAACAUUAUGCUCAAGUUGAAGGCCUUUUAGAUGAAAAAGACUUCAAAUUGUUAGUAACAAGAGACGAAUUAGAAGCAUUAAUUGAAGAUUUGUUUGAACGAGUAGCCAAACCAGUAGAGCAAGCUUUGAAAUCAGCCCAUUUAACCAUAGACGUAGUGGGGCAAGUGGUUCUUGUAGGAGCCGGUACCAGGGUACCAAAAAUCCAGGAAAUCUUGCAAAAAUCUGUUGGGAAAGAACUGGCCAAGAAUUUGAACACUGAUGAAGCUGCUACGAUGGGGGCAGUUUACAAGGCAGCUGAUUUGAGUACAGGAUUUAAGGUUACCAAGUUUUUGACCAAGGAUGCUGUGCUGUUUCCUAUACAGAUUGUUUUCCAGAGGGAUACCAAAGAAGGCAUUAAGACAGUAAAACGAACCCUCUUCGGGCUAAUGAACCCCUACCCUCAGAAGAAAAUCAUCACCUUCAACAAGCACACUGACGAUUUCAGUUUUGUCGCUAACUACGCCGACCUUGAUUAUCUAUCAGAAAGCGAAAUUGUCUAUAUCGGCGCUCAGAAUCUGAGCGAAUAUAAACUCACCGGGGUAGCUGAAGCCAUCGAGAAAAACCUUGGCGAAAACGUCGAAAGCAAAGGCAUCAAGGCUCACUUCAACUUAGACGAGUCUGGCAUUUUGAAUCUAGCCAAUGUCGAAUUAGUUGUUGAAAAAAUUGUAGAUCCUUCAGAAGAUGAAGGCACUUUGUCCAAAAUUGGCAGUACUUUUAGUAAAUUGUUUGGUGGUACCGAUGAGCCUACAAAAGAAGAAGAAGGUAGUGCGCAAACUGAAGAAAAACCUGUACACGAAGUGCACGACGAAGACAAACCAAAAACCGAAGAACUAAAACCACAAAACGAAACCGAAUCCAAAAAUAAUUCCACCAAAACAACAACAGCCAAACCCAAAUUGGUAACUGUAAAAACCCCAAUACAAUCUCUGGAAAAUGUUUUGUCAAUUAACAGCCUAAACAAAAAACAAUUCCAAGAAUCAAUAAAGAAAAUCGAAAAGUUUGACAAAGUCGAAAAAGAAAUAACCAGGCGAGCAACUACUUUAAACAACUUAGAAAGCUUUGCGAUUGACGUACAAAACAAACUAUACGAAACUGAAUAUACUGAAGCAGCAACUGAAGAAGAAAUCGAAAAAAUCAAACAAAAAUGCUCUGAAGUUUCAGAGUGGCUGUACGAAGACGGCUCAGAAGCUGACGCCGAUACCUACGAAAAAAAACUGGACGAAGUCCAAGGUUUAACCAGAGAACUUUUCUCCAGAGUUUGGGAACACAAAGAACGCCCCGAAGCCUUAAAAGCCAUGCACUCGAUGCUAAAUCACUCAACUGCAUUUUUCAACACUGCCAAAAAUUUCACCGAAACAUCCAAUCCUGAUAAUUACGUCUUCAAAGACUCAGAAAUUGAAGCCCUUGACAAACUAAUUACUACUACAACAGAAUGGAGAGACAAAUUAAUUGCCGAGCAAAACAAAUUGAAAAAAUCUGAUCCACCUAAGUUGACCGUAAAGAUGCUUAUGGACAAAAUGGCUGCAUUGGACAGGGAAGUUAAGUAUCUUGUACACAAAUUGAAGAAUUUCAGGCCCAAAAAGGUGGUGGAAACCAAAGAAGAAAAGCCUGAAGACAACAACAACAAUACAAAAACCGAAGAAAUUGUCUUAGAAGAAGAAGAUUCUCCAAAGGAAAACAAUACAACUACUGAAAAUCAAACAGAAGACACACACGCCGAAUUAUAAUAAUUUCUGUUGGACAAAUUUUAGGUUGCAUUUAUUUAUUUUUUAAUUUAUUUAAUUUGGGGCGUUGUGUGUGCAAACUUCUGUGAUCUUUGUAAGGGGAUUGAGUUUAAAGAAUAAUUGAAUUGUUCAUUGGAAUGGCAAUUGUAUUACCAAAUAAUUUUGUUAAAUGUAAAGCCGAUUUAGGAUUAAAGUUUUUUUUUCCAUGAA
Messenger RNA from Ceutorhynchus assimilis (cabbage seed weevil), 3108 nucleotides. Lineage: Eukaryota; Metazoa; Arthropoda; Insecta; Coleoptera; Curculionidae. The record is from the annotation of a GenBank genome assembly.